GGAGUUAUAGGGAAUGUGUCUAAAGAAUACACGGAAAAUUAGUGGGAGUAGGGAUGGCUCUGCGAGCCAUCAUAGACUCGAUGGGCCGAAAUGGCGUCCUUCAAUCGCCUAAGGUAAUACGUAAAAUCUGUGUCUUCAUCGGAACUGUAUCAAAACAAUUACCUUUAAGGAAGCUCUCAGGGAGGGAAUUCCGGGGAGCUUGACAGGGGUAUUUAAUUAUUCUUGUGAGCCAGGGCGAUCUCCCAGGAGUGGAGCUGUUGUCGUGUAUUGAUUAGACGGAAGGCGGCUGAUGUGUGUGUCCGCGUGUAUUAUUUGUUUGGUUGGAUGAUGUGGGUAGUUGAUUGCUGAGGACUGUUGUUCGGUCAGGAGGACACACCUUUAGCCAGCCCCGUGUGCAGAUCCGGGUGCGGACGGGAGUUGCGCUUACAGAUCGCGGACGCAAGCUCUCAGCCGAAGAGAUGGCCUCUGCGAACGACACCAGGCAGGUGCAGAAGGAUGCGGCGGACCAGAACUUCGACUACAUGUUCAAGCUGCUGAUCAUCGGGAACAGCAGUGUGGGCAAGACCUCGUUUCUCUUCCGGUACGCGGACGACUCCUUCACGUCGGCCUUCGUCAGCACCGUGGGCAUCGACUUCAAGGUGAAGACAGUGUACCGAAACGAGAAGAGGGUUAAACUUCAGAUAUGGGACACAGCAGGCCAGGAACGAUACCGCACCAUCACCACAGCCUAUUACAGGGGCGCCAUGGGAUUCCUGCUAAUGUACGAUAUCACCAACCAGGACUCCUUUGGGGCAGUACAUGACUGGGCCACACAGAUCAAAACCUACUCCUGGGACAACGCUCAAGUGAUCCUGGUUGGCAAUAAAUCUGAUCUGGAAGAUGACCGCGUUGUACCGACGGAAGAAGGAAAGCGAUUGGCUGAUGAAUUAGGAUUUGAGUUUUUCGAGGCGAGUGCAAAAGAAAACAUUAACGUGAAGCAGGCUUUUGAACGCCUUGUCGACAUAAUCUGUGUGAAGAUGUCUGAAAGCCUUGAAGCUGACCCCACGAUGCUCAACAACAAGAACUCCUCUCUUGCUGAGAAUCCGCGACCACAGGAAGGCGGUUGUGCAUGCUAGGAUCCCUGACCUCUGACCUCUGGCCUGAAUCACCCACCACAGAUGUCACAAAGUUAAGAAUGGAUUUAGGGAGGGGAUGAAAUUUGACUUCAAAAUAUGUUUAAGGUUCAAGAUUAAAACUUGGCUUUCAUUUUUGUUAAUUACUUGGCCAAUCAUUUUUAUGUAAUGGUGAGGUGCUAGUCUCCGUUGACCAAACAAGUUAAGAAAUACCCUCCAACGCUCACCCAUUCAAGUCUGAAGCACCCAUUGUAAAGUCAUCAAGUGAACACUAGGAAGAGCUAAUUGACUUGACAAAGUUCUGCUCUGCAGUAGCGAGUGAUACCUGCACCAACCACGUUCUGCCGUCCCUUCUAGGAAGGGAUGUCUCCAAAUUUGAAAUUGAGAACUUAGGACUGAAAAAUUAAAAAUCAGACGGGCCACGUGCUUGGAACUUUAUGGUUGUUCUAUUGGAGGGAUGGAUCAGUGUAGGGUUUAAGUAUCACAGUUGUCUAUAACCUGGAAGGAGACCUCUGACCUCUGCUCCUUAUUGGCUGGGGAGAGCUGAGAUGUAUAAUCGGGGACUGGAGAUGGAAGUAACAUCUGCUGGAGCCUCACAGACUGUAUCCCCCACCAACCCCCCGCCCCCCGCCACCGCCAUCCUCGGCCAUGACUGCAGUGUUGGUGUUAGUACAAACACUAAUUUGCAGCGUUGAUCCCAAAUCCAGAGUAAUGUUAUGAUUGCUGCAGUGGAACUGAGAAAUUGUGCUCGGACUUGCUGAAUUAGUGUCUUAUGCAUCAGCGCUUCUGAUUUCCGUCCAGGAGGUUUACUCCUUGUGCCGUGGCGCCCACAAUCGGCUGACUCUGCCCGUGCGUUAUUAAUGUGACUCUCCGCUGUUAUGGGUGCGUGCCUUUCUGUCAUUGGUUUUCACUGCUGUUUCUCCGUAGAGGUAUGUGGCUUGGUGACAGGCUGUUCGGCCUAACUCAUCCGUGCUGACCAAGGUGACUGUGUAUGCUAAUCCUAUCUGCCGCUGUUAGCCUCAUAUCCUUAUAAACCUUUCCAAACCAUGUAACUUCCCAAAUAUCUUCUGAAUGUUGUAAUUGUACCUCAUCCCAUAUACCUAUCACCAUCUGUCCGGAACAGCUUGCCGCUGGGAUCCUCUUUAAUAUGUUCUCUCUCACCUUAAACCUAUCGCUUCUAGUUUUAGACUCCCCCACCCUGGGGAGCAAUGGUAAUUAUUUACCUGUUUUAUGAGGAACCUCAACAAUAUCAUCCCUCAUCCCCCUUUACCCCAGGCAAAUCAGUCCCAGAUUAUUCAGACACAUUUGUAUCUCAAGCCCUGCAGUCUGUGCCCGUGUGGAUGGUGUAGGAGAGACUUCAGGUGCUAGGGAUCUUGAGCAGCAUGCACAAACGCGGACUAUUUAUUUCUCUCCGUAGGCGCUGUCUGACCUGCUGAGUUCCUCAAGCAUUUUGUGCGUGUUGCUGAUGCUCGUGUUUUAAGUUGUCCCAGCAGUUAUAAUAAAUCAGUGCAGUUUUUGGAUGGGGUGCGUCACUUUGUAUAAGAGCAACACAUCCUUCUGGGUCACUCUGUGGAUGUCAAAGCUGUAACACCGAAUCAGAAUCAGGUUUCAUAUCACUAAUACGGCACAGGCCAUUCGGCCCAACUGCCUGGCUCUAGACCCUACCUGAUCUAUCUGUAUGUUCCAUACCUGAUCUAUCUGUAUGUCUUUUAUUCCUCCCUCUUGCUUCCCCUUCAAGGUAUCUCUGCUUUUCUCUUUGACCACUCCCAGAAAGAGUGUCAUACUUUCCAGGAUUGGAAGGUUUUCCUGAGUUUCCCCGGAGCUGUAACUGCUCUUAUCUCAGUAGUGCCAAGUUUUGGAAUCUCAUGCAAGUGGAAAGGUACUUAUCUGCAUCUACCCAAACAUGUUUUCCAUCUCUAAGGUCUUUUAUCACCACCUCGUCCACCCCUGAUCCUAGCGUAGCCUUCUCUUCCAGAGGAAUAAGCCUUGCCUGACCAGUCUCCUCGUCUAGUCCAUCUUCUUGGUCUUGAGAAUGUCCUUGCUUUUUGCAUGGAACCAACACCAAUUGUAAACCUUUUUUUUUCCCUCUCCUCCCCAGUGUUGUUGCAUGGACAGAGACCAGACCUGCACACGUUGCUCUGAAUAAUCAAACAAAGGAGUGUGGGUGUGUGGCUUCCUCAGCCUUAAAGGACAUUAGCAUGCAGAGGAAGUGGGUGCAAUUUCACUCAAUGUUUCAGGCCGAUCCUAUGACUAAGAUUCAGGUGACCCUAUGUCUAAGAUUCAGGUGACCCUAUGACGAAGAUUCAGGUGACCCUAUGACUAAGAUUCAGGUGACCCUAUGUCUAAGAUUCAGGUGACCCUAUGACGAAGAUUCAGGUGACCCUAUGUCUAAGAUUCGGGUGACCCUAUGACUAAGAUUCAGGUGACCCUAUGACGAAGAUUCAGGUGACCCUAUGUCUAAGAUUCAGGUGACCCUAUGACGAAGAUUCAGGUGACCCUAUGUCUAAGAUUCAGGUGACCCUAUGACUAAGAUUCAGGUGACCCUAUGUCUAAGAUUCAGGUGACCCUAUGACUAAGGUGCUAUUUCUCCUUCUUGAGGGAACCUCUCUGUGCAAGGUGACACCUUGCUUGUUGUUAUCCCUGUGAUUCAGUGUGAAGAGUAACAAUAUCAGCUAUUGUUAACUAUUGAGUGCCUGUCUCAGCUGCUAACAGCUACCUGUACAUAACCAUAGAUAAUCCAUUUUGUCCAGGGGCCAACCAGUGCCAGUAUUCUGACAUUCAGCUCAGCCACCGUAGCCUCGAGAGCUGACUGAUGCUGAAAGAAAGAAGUGCAUUUCCAUAGCACCCUUCAUACCCUCUUGUCAAGCCAAAGGGCUUUACAGCGGUUUUCCAUUGGCCGUGUUGUUGAAUGGAAGAUGAGGUGGAGACGGUGAUGGGCGGCCUUUCUCCAGUCUUGUACCAAGUAUCAUUCCAGCUUCAAACUGGGUGAUAAUCACACUGGCUUAAAAGAAAAGCCAAUGGUCUGGGGUGAUCACACGCAACCAAUUAGCAUGUAGUGAUCUGUUUGGUAUGAACUUACUAAUUAUCUCAUGACACAGAGACUAUACGGCCCGUCAGGUCCACUCCCAUUUCAAGAAUGCAUUCCCAUUUGUCUUAUUUCCUCAUGCCCUGAAAAUUAUUCUCUCCCACACACACGCACACACGUCCAUCAUCUUCCUUUUGAAUCUUUUUGCCUUUAACCUACACUGGUGUCUAACUUACAGGAGAUAAAUAAGCUAACAGCACAUUUUUGGGAUGCAGCAGGAACCUGGAGCAAUCGGGGGUAACCCAAUGCGGAGGGGGUAAGCUCAGUCUCAGCACAGACAGUAUCAGAGGUCAGGAUCCAACAGGGACACCAACCGUGAGGGAGUGGCUCUAACUGGGCCAAGGGGAGGGGAGGAGGGAAGCGUGGGGAAGAGAAAGGAGGGAGGGAGAGGC
Molecule: messenger RNA, 4589 nt
Organism: Mobula hypostoma (lesser devil ray)
Lineage: Eukaryota; Metazoa; Chordata; Chondrichthyes; Myliobatiformes; Myliobatidae
Gene: rab3da
Product: RAB3D, member RAS oncogene family, a
Exons: 5
Coding region: 459-1115 (218 amino acids)
Biological process (GO): regulation of exocytosis; protein localization to plasma membrane; protein secretion
Cellular component (GO): synaptic vesicle; plasma membrane; endosome
Molecular function (GO): GTPase activity; GTP binding; myosin V binding
Source: RefSeq, a predicted model, not a curated record